UAUCCUGAGCUUCCACGGACGCCUUUCCCCCUUCUAGGCGCGACCAACUAACUUUUGCCGCGCCGGGUAAUAUGGGUCCGGCGACCGCAUCUCCAUUUCCCCUCUCUGCCGCGGCAGCCACCUCCACCUCCGCCGGCGUCUGGUCUUGCCUGCACCACCGCUUCAAUGUCAGCCGAACAUUUCCUCCUCCCCUGCAUCUUUUUCCUAGAGGUCAAUUUCCGACUUCUGACUCUAAACUUUCAGUUCAUGUACAGAGCAAUUGCAAUCGGAAUUGGAAUUGUCCGAAAACCAUUACAAGGAGCCGAACGAGCAGAGCAGUUUCUCAGAAGGUAAUGGAAACUGGAGAUAACUUGAACGACGAGGCCUGCGAGCUCGUCAACGGAGUUGAGAUCUCGAUUGGAGAAGGCGACGGCGACACCAUCAAUGCCUAUCUCUGCACCGCCGUGAAGAACAACAAUGGUACCGGGAUACUUCUCCUCUCUGACAUAUUCGGCUUCGAAGAUUCAGCCACCAGGGAUUUCGCUUACCGCGUCGCCUGCAACGGCUACAACGUCCUAGUCCCUGACUUGUUCAGAGGAGACCCCUGGUCCAAAGACCGGCCAGCCAACGAACUCGAACCGUGGCUAUUGACCCAUAACCCGACCCGAGUCCAAAACGACAUCGCCGCGUCAGCGAAAUGGAUGUCGGACGAGUUCCUCGCCGCCGGAAUCUCCAAGAAGCUGGGGCUGAUCGGGUUCUGCUACGGCGGAGGCAGAGUGAUCGACGUCCUGUCACGAAACCAGGACGAACUAUUCGGGAUCGGAGUGUCCUUCUACGGAACAAGAAUUGACACGAGCCUACUACCGAACGUGAGUGUUCCCGUUCUGUUUGUUGCAGGGGACAGUGACCCGCUCUGCAGCUUGAGCGUGGUGAAGGAGAUUGAAGGGAAGAUCCGGAGCGGGUCGUCGUCGUCGAGAGUUGUGGUGUUUGAAGGGAGAGGUCAUGGUUUUGUUCACCGGCCGGCUUCUGCCGACGAGGAUCGGGAUGCUGAGGUGGCGUUUGUGAUGUUGAGGAAUUGGCUGAGUGAGGGGUUGCAGGUUGGUGUUGUUGGUGAGAGUUAGAGAGAGGAAUGUUUCGGUGAAGUAGUAUCGGAGAUUGAAUCGAUGAAUGAAUGUGUUUUUCGCGAGUUAUCGGUAGGAGAAUUUGACCGAAAACUUUGAUGUACAUACUACUAUUAUGUUUUGUCAAUCCAAGAAAGUAAAAAAUAGACAUAUCUACGUGAUUCACUAAGUGUAUUAGAUUAACUAUGUCAACAGCGGAUAUGAAAAAUCAGUUUAACUAUAUUUGAGCAGAUACAGAUUACAGAGAUGGAAGAGAAGGUUUCUA
Messenger RNA from Linum tenue, 1365 nucleotides. NCBI's taxonomy places the organism in Eukaryota, Viridiplantae, Streptophyta, Magnoliopsida, Malpighiales, Linaceae. The record is from the annotation of a GenBank genome assembly.